CAACAUUAACCGCUGAUCUAGGACAGCGCACUCAUUGAAACCAAUUUGGAACAAUUUUUGUUUCCAUUCCGAUUUUGGUUAUCCUCUAUAUGAAGCGAAUUCGUUUAUCUAGUCGAUUGGAUAGUAUAUGGAUGCAUGAAAUAAUAUUCCAAUUAAAUAUGCGUUCAUGAAGUAUUUCUUUAAUCAAGGAUUGAGCAAGCUUUGAAGUAAGGAAGCCAUUCCAUUGGAGGUCACCACGAGAUUUGAUUGCUUCUCUGCUGGAAAGGUUGGAAAAAUAAUGAAUUUUUAAAACCCGAAGAAAGCCGGUACUGAAAAAACACACAGAUGUUUAGGAAAAUUAGAACACUAACCAUGCGCUCCCGAGUCGAAAGGGUCGCAAAUAUUCACAAUCUUCCGUUAUUUCGAUGGCUUUUAAUAAUGGUUUACUUGUAUAUCGCAACUUUCAUGUUUUUCCUUCCAUGGUUCUGCCGUGAUUUGGGUUUUUCAAUGUACUACACUAAGUCAGAUCAUACAAUUGAUCAACUCAGGGAAGUUAAUCGUGCCAGGACGCUCAAAGCGCGGGAUUUCUUGUCAUCAACAUCAAAGCUAUCAAUAUGGGAUUUUUUCAAUGGAGAGAAGAGAGAAGAUCUGGAAUUUGCUUUUAUUGUUGUGUCUGUGAGAAGGCAGGAAAAUUCAAACUACUUGCUUCAAGUUGCAGCAAGGUUGAUAGAUCAAACACUUAGAGAAAAAGAGACACCAACAGCUGCAGUUGUUGUAAAUGUAGAUGCAGAGCCAGACCUCAAUGAAGAUGCUAAUGCACUAUCAAAAUACAUGACUGUUCUAAACCAAAAAGAAAUUCUGAGAAAAGCCAACCAGACGUUUUUAUAUGAUAGUGUUUAUGAGAAAGAAAAACAAGAUUAUGCAUUUGCACUAGAAGUAGGAGUUCGACUUGGCGCCAAGUAUACUGUCAUUAUAGAAGAUGACGCCCUCCCUGAUACACAGCUUAUUAAGAAAUUACAACUAGUACUAAAACACAGGUUACCCAAACCCUGGUUUAAACCUCACAAUGAUUGGUCUUUUAUUAAAUUGUAUUACCCUGAGAAAUGGCAAGGAUUUGGAAAUACAGAAAUACAUGAACUUAUAUGCAUUUUCAUUUUUGGUGGAGUCAUUGCAGUUUUAAUUCAUGUACAGAUACUGAAAUCCAGAAACUUACAAAUCCAAGUCUUUCUCUUCUUUGCACUUGGAAUUUUUUUUGUUGCUGUUGCUUAUGGAGUUGGUCGAGCACACUGGAUUGAGCUACGGAAACUUGUGUUCCCAUUUUACACUGUUUCAAAAGCUCCAAAUUGUUGUACUCCGGCCGUUCUUUAUCCCAAAGAACAUUUGAAAAAUCUUGCUGGAUUUCUAACAACAAAGACGUGUUCAAAGACUUAUCCUUUGGACUUUGCCAUUGAUGAGUAUGCAGAAAAGCUGAGGCUUCAGAAGUAUUUAGUGACGCCUAAUUUGUUUACACAUAUAGGAUUCCAUUCCAGUCUUAACAAGGCAAAUAAAGAUCUUAGAGAGUUUAGUUUGUUGUUAGAUCCUUAAAAAUUCUAAAGCUUUCUGUAAUUCUUUCAUUAGAAGAGUAGAUAAAAACUUAUUUUAUCAGGUAUUCCUCUAAUAAUAAUAAUGGUUUAUUACAGAUUCCAACAAUUAAGAGGCUCUUCUUCUGUAAGAUACUUACAAUUAACAAUAUACACUACAAUAUACACUACUGAUAAAAAAAAAAUCUAAUAUAGUAAGUUCUAAGUUAUAAUAUCUAUAUCUAUAUGCAAUUUAAGAAUAUGUAUAUAAAAUGUCGAUUAAAUGAAGUUAGAUAGCCA
Nematostella vectensis (starlet sea anemone) is the source of this 1838-nucleotide messenger RNA. RefSeq names its product post-GPI attachment to proteins factor 4. Gene Ontology annotation, cellular component: Golgi membrane. Lineage: Eukaryota; Metazoa; Cnidaria; Anthozoa; Actiniaria; Edwardsiidae. Gene Ontology annotation, biological process: GPI anchor biosynthetic process. The transcript has a single exon. The record is from RefSeq and is a predicted model, not a curated record. Gene Ontology annotation, molecular function: glycosyltransferase activity. Bases 325 to 1563 code for a protein of 412 amino acids.